Molecule: messenger RNA, 1423 nt
Organism: Protomyces lactucae-debilis
Lineage: Eukaryota; Fungi; Ascomycota; Taphrinomycetes; Taphrinales; Protomycetaceae
Exons: 1
Coding region: 1034-1324 (96 amino acids)
Source: RefSeq, a predicted model, not a curated record
CAACAACGACCGAUCUAGACCUCACGACCUGGAUCUUGGAAAUACUCGUUCAGCAUCUUUGAUAGUUGCUUGCUUCAUCCUGGCUCAAGUCUCGUCUCUUAUUCUCGCUACACCAACCCAAGACAUCUUACGGCGCGCCUGGCUAGACGCUACUCGCAGUCUUUGGGCUUAGACCCUGUCUCUUGUCUUUCUUGCUUCUAGCUCUAGUCAGAUGAAGAAGAAAGGACAGCCGUUUGCUGCCUUGGUCUUCAUUCACCUACUUCGUGUACAGAAUUGCUACUACCUAACAGUCUUGUUGUCCAGUGUCUCCAAAGAAGACUCGACCAGCUCUGUCUCUUACCUUGUGCUGACGUCUCAGCUUCUGACGUACCUCCGUCAAGUUCCUUUCAGGCCCGGUCGUUACAAGAAGUGGAAGGUUUCAGGGCCGAUCUCGCCGCCACAUGUGCUCAAGCAGAAACGAAUAUGCUAAGAAACUUGUAGUUAAGGAUAUUGCGCUUCUUGCUUUAUUGCUUGACAUAUGCUUUGGAUUAGUAGCUUAGUGCAUGGCAGCAACUGUAUACAUGUUGAGAAGGAGGGAUCAGACGUCAUAUCAUUGUUGGCAGAAACGGACGAUCUGUCUUGGUGCCCAUCUAUCUACUUUGGACAGCUCAUCUUGGUUUCACCGUGCCAUUCAAGGUGAGUAUUGAACUACGGGAUGCUAUGACACCAAAGGAGAUGGACCACUUCUACAACGUCCACCGAGAUCGUUCACGCAGACGCUCUUGCGGUCCUGGUGGGAGGCAUAUCCAUGAAGAGGUAGCCGAAUUCAAAGAGAUUCAGUUCAGUAUACCAUCGGCAUGUCUUCCAGCUGACAUGGCAGCUGCUGAGCAAGCAGAUUCGGAUUGGAGCAGUGGAUGUGCACGGUAAAUCGACACAAUUGCUCUUGACAGGCUCACUGAGGUAUCAGCCUGACCUCCAUUUUGCGCAGUAUCAGUAGAAGCAUCACAGUAGAAGCGUGAAUUUUGCGGCACAAUUGUGCAGUAUCAAUAGCAGCAUGAAUCUGAGCCGCAGCCGCAGCCGCAGCAGCAGCAGCAAUAUGGGCUGCAGCAGAAGCAGUGACAGUUUGAGUAGCGGCCAAAUGAUUAUCGGCUUUGUUUUGACGAGCAGCUAUCUCAGUGUGAGAUGCAGCAGUCCCAAUAGUGCUCCUGAUGGUCGUGAUUGUAGAGGAAGCGGUGUCGGCAGCGUUUCUCAGUCCGGCGUCAGCAAGCAAUUGAGGGAAUGUCAAGUGCUCUCAUGUCCUCAUUCGUUUUGCCUGCUUGCCUUCAUUGAGGCUGUGAAUCAUUGACAGGCGCUUGGACCUGGAUUCGUAGGUCACUAUCUUAAAUUGAGCUGAGACGUCCAAUUUCACGAUGUCAAUUGUGGUGAGGAAGAAGGGUGGAAGUUG